Messenger RNA from Salvia hispanica, 1386 nucleotides. NCBI's taxonomy places the organism in Eukaryota, Viridiplantae, Streptophyta, Magnoliopsida, Lamiales, Lamiaceae. The record is from RefSeq and is a predicted model, not a curated record.
AUGGCUAUCGAGCUCGAAAACUGCCGAAUUCACCCUGCUUCUUCAUCAUCAUCUUCUUCAAUUUGCAGCAAUCAUGAAUUCUACACUCCAUUAACACACUUCGACAUCCCAUUCCUACAAUCCGAUCCCACACAAAGACUCAUCUUCUUCGACUUCCCCUGCUCAAACCUCCAUUUCCAUCAAAACAUUCUCCCCUCCUUGAAAAUUUCUCUCUCCCUCACUCUCACACACUUCCUCCCACUCGCCGGAAACGUAGUCCUCCCCUUGAACUCCGGCACUCCCGCCAUCCGCUGCGCCUCCGAUGAUUCCGUUUCUCUAAUUAUAGCUCAAUCCGAUCAAAAUCUUCACUAUCUCACUUCACACAAUCAACGAAUCGCUGAUCACUUCUACGAAUGCGUCCCCGAGCUUCCUCUUGCAACUCGAUGCACCUACUCCGUCGUCUUCCCCGUGAUCGCUCUUCAGAUCACGCUGUUUGCAGGCCAGGGAAUCUGCAUCGGCAUCACCAAUCAUCACGCCGUCGCCGAUGGGAGCAGCAUCGUUAAUUUUGUUAAGUCGUGGGGCUGUGCGAACAGAUCUGGAGACGGUGAAGCAUUUCAUCAAGCAGUGGCUAGGCAUUUGCCGGUUUUCGAUCGUAAUUUGGUUGUAGAUCAUGGAAAAUUAGAUUCAAUCGCUUGGAAAUUCGUCAGAAACCGAAAUCCGAAUCUCGAUUUCUCACCAUCUCUGGUGGAAUUUCCGAUCAACAGAGUCCGUUCAACUCUUCUCCUCACAAAAAAUCAAGUCCAAAACCUCAAAAAUCAUGUCUACGCCAACACGCCUAAUUCACGCGACGUUUCAUCCUUCACGGUAAUUUCUGCCCACGCUUGGAUCUGCGCGUUGAGGUCGGCGGCUUCUUCCGACGACGACGAGUCAGAGAUCGUAUAUUUCUCCUUCGCCGCAGACUGCCGCGGACGGCUGAAUCCGCCGCUGCCGGAAUCAUACUUGGGAAAUUGCCUAGUUUUCAUACGUGCAGGAGCGCGGCGUGGAUCGCUGAAGAAGAAGGGCGGAUUUCUGAUUGCUGCGGAGAGCAUACGAGAAGCGACUCGAAGGAUUUUGCAGAGUGAUCGUGGAGUGGUGGAGAGUGCAGAUUGGCCGCUGGAUUUCAGGAAAAAUAGUGGGCAGUGUGUGGUAUCGGUGGCUGGAUCGCCGAGAUUCGAUGUUUACGAAGCUGAUUUCGGGUGGGGGAAGCCGAGGAAGCAGGAAUUCGUGCAUCUUGAUCGGCAGAGAUCGAUUUCCCUCUGCAAAUCUAGAGAUUUUGAGGGUACAUUUGAGAUUGGGCUGUCGAGGAACAAGGCUGAAAUGGAUAUUUUUGAACGUGUUUUUGGUGAACCAAACUUGACCUUAGAGUAG